CGUAUGUUAUCGUUAGGGCUAGCUACUUCCGGUUAAUUCAAAUUUUCGUGUCCCUGAUUCCGAACUGCUGUUUCCGAUGAUUUUUCCAGACCCUUGACGAUUAUUGCAUUAAAAUGAAUAAAAAUCCAAAGGUUAAUCAGUCGUACAGGUAUACGGCCCAGCGAACACGAGGUAUAGGAGACAGACCUAUUCGCUUCAAAUGUUCUCUACAAAAUACCAUCAUAGAUGUGUUGCGAUCUAAAGGAUGGGCAGAGGUUCGAGAAGAAGACAAUGAAUUUGAUUUCUUCUGGGCGGAUCGAGGUUGGAUGAAGGAGUACUUUGAUCAGUGCUUCAUGGAGGACCAUGUCCGAAUCAACCAUUUCCGUAACCAUUAUGAGCUAACGAGAAAGAACUUGAUGGUGAAGAACCUGAAGAGACAUCGUAAGAUGCUGGAGAGAGAAGCUGGCAAAAUAGAGGCUUCAAAAUGUGACUUCUUCCCUAUGACCUAUGAACUCCCUUCCGAGUAUCACAUGUUUGUGGAUGAGUUCAAGAAGUAUCCUGGUUCUAUCUGGAUCAUGAAACCUGUGGCUAAAUCUCAGGGUAAAGGCAUCUUCCUCUUCAGGAAACUCAAGGACAUAACAGACUGGAAGAAGAGUGACACCUAUCGUCCUAAAGAGGAGAAGAAUGAUGACAAAGAACCUGUAGAGACAUACAUUGUAUCCAAGUACAUUGAGAAACCUUACCUUAUAGGUGGAAGAAAGUUUGAUCUCAGGAUCUACGUUCUUGUAAAUUCAUACAUCCCUCUGAAGGCUUGGUUGUAUCGGAGUGGCUUUGCAAGGUUUUCCAACGCUCGCUUCUCCCUCGAUUCCAUUGAUGAUUCCUAUGUUCAUUUGACCAACGUAGCCAUCCAGAAGACCGCACCAGACUAUGAUGCAGAGAAGGGCUGUAAGUGGUCCAUGCCUCAGAUCAAGAGAUACUUCACAGCCAAACAUGGCAUCGAAAAUGUGGAGCAGAUGUUUCGGAGUAUUAAUGAUAUCUUCAUCAAGAGCCUUCAGAGUGUUCAGAAAAUCAUGAUCAAUGACAAGCACUGCUUUGAGCUCUAUGGUUAUGACAUCCUUAUAGAUCAAGACCUGAAGCCGUGGCUGAUAGAAGUGAAUGCGUCUCCGUCAUUGACUGCCAGCAGUGAAGAAGAUUACAUCCUUAAGUUUGGUCUUCUGGAAGAUCUCUUACACAUCAUUGAUAUGGAAGGAAGAAUGACAGGUAAGGAGAAGAGGAUAGGAGGUUUUGAUCUGAUGUGGGAUGAUGGACCCGUAAUGGCUGAAGAAGGUGGUGUAGACUGUAUCAGUCCUCCCUCAUACUCAACAAACACAUUUCUAGGCUGCCAUAAUGACAGGAAGAGGCAACUGAGGCAACUCUUCAAGCAACUAGCUGCUCAACGAAAGACGUGACAUCUAUCUCGCUCACCUCUGUCAUAAACUGUUGUUGCAAACUACCUAAUGUGUGCUAUUUGAUGAAGUCAGCUAGAUGCUGUAUGUUUGAUACAACUCAAAGACUUUGAGAGCAGUACAGUCACAGGCUGCGAUAUGGCACCUGAAGCUUCGAGGGGAACAUUCCACAAUGAAGAUACUAGUGUCAAGCUACAACCCUCAGAGCUUGGAUGUGUUACAUCUUCCCAGCUCUCUGUUCUUAGCAGAGAAGUCGUUGAGCUGAUUAAACUGCCAUGAGAUGUUAUCGUUUCCUUUGAAAGUUUUGUACAGACUGCCUGACCCCAGCGAGACAAGAAAUGUCUUUAUUAGCAGGUGGUCUUAUGCCAUAGGCCAAGUUAAUAGUAAAAGUGAAGAAAUGUGUAGUUUCACAUAUUUCAAACAGUACAUAUAAAUUGAAAUAAUACUGAUCUGCAAAAAGCAUUUUAAAAGGGAUAGAGUGGAGCCAAACAUUUGACUUGUUGUUGCUGUUUCUUGAUGCCUCUACCUGUCUGGACUAUUUUUUUUUGUCAGGAGGGAAUUUUAUUUUUUCUUCAUCAUUUCUCUUUUGUACCAGAAUAUCAAAUUAUACAUAUAUAGGAAAUGCAUUUGGUAUAAGCGUGAUGUUAUGAGUACAUUUAAUAUACCUGUAAGGAAUUGCAAAUUGGCAUUGCAAUGUAUGUUGAUCAAAGCAUUCUUUACAGGUCAAUUGUUAAUGUGUUCAUUACUAAUGUUGGUAUUCAAAAUUCAUAAAAAUCCAUCCAUAAUAUUGCUAUUUCUGAAGUUCUCCAACACUAUGUAUAAUUACCAAAUAUAUAAGUUGGCUAGACCUA
Messenger RNA from Strongylocentrotus purpuratus (purple sea urchin), 2275 nucleotides. RefSeq names its product probable tubulin polyglutamylase TTLL9 (gene ttll9). The record is from RefSeq and is a predicted model, not a curated record. Lineage: Eukaryota; Metazoa; Echinodermata; Echinoidea; Camarodonta; Strongylocentrotidae. The transcript has 13 exons. Gene Ontology annotation, molecular function: tubulin-glutamic acid ligase activity; tubulin binding. Bases 114 to 1427 code for a protein of 437 amino acids. Gene Ontology annotation, biological process: protein polyglutamylation; microtubule cytoskeleton organization. Gene Ontology annotation, cellular component: cilium.